AACAAAUCAAAAAUUCGCAAAUAUUUGAUUUUACAAUAAACUUAAUUAAAAUGGAAGAAGAGUACGAGAAGUUCGAAAUAACAGACUACGAUCUUGACAAUGAGUUCAAUCCAAACAGGAACAGAAAGAAAUUCACAAAGAAUCAGCAAAUUUAUGGCGUUUGGGCAGACAGCGACGAUGAUGCAACGGAACUGGAAAUGAAGGGAUCAAAAGGGGGUCGUAAGAACUUUAAAGACUAUACAGCACCUGUAAGUUUUGUUUCUGGUGGUGUACAGCAGUCUGGGAAGAAAAAGGAAGAACUGAAAGAUCCAAAAAAGAAGAAAAGCGACGACGAUGAGGAUGAAGAUACAGCACAUCGUGGAUUUGGAUUUAAUCAAAUCAAGAAAGAAUCCAGUGACUCAUCAGAAGAGGAAGUUCGUCCAACAUUUCAGCCAAAGGAAGUUGCUGGCAUGCGACAAACCAAAGGCUCAAUGUCCAAUAAAGGAUUAGGAAAUUGGGAACAGCACACGAGAGGCAUUGGUGCUAAAUUGUUACUUCAAAUGGGUUUUCAGCCUGGAAAAGGUUUAGGAAAGGAGUUGCAAGGUAUUUCAGCACCUGUUGAAGCUCAUGUAAGAAAAGGACGUGGUGCAAUUGGAGCUUAUGGACCUGAAAAGAAGACAAAGAUUGCAGAACUUAAGCCAACAAAGAAGCAGGAUGAUGAAAGAAAAGAAGGUAAGGCUGAGAAACAGUGGUCCAAGAAAGGACACAAAAAACGUUAUUUCUACAAAAGUGUUGAGGAUGUGAUUGAAAAAGGAAAGAAGCCAGACUACAUGUUGUACGAUAGUGGCAAUAAAUUGAGUAAAGUAACAGUAAUUGACAUGACAGGACCUGAAAAGCGAGUAUUAAGUGGAUAUCAUGCAUUAAAUCAAAUGAAAGUCGCAGACGAUGAUCAUUUAAUAGAAACCAAACAGCCAGACCUUAAAUACUUCCAAUUGCCCGAACUUAUGCAUAAUUUAACAUUAAUAGUCAACAUGUGUGAGCAGGACAUUAUAGCUAAUGAUAAAAGACAUAGAACAGCUGAUGAUAGACAAAGAACUAUUAAAACUGAAAAAGAACAGCUUGAGAAGAUUGUAGUACUUGAGAAACAGUAUAUUGAGACAUUAGAGGAUGUCGAGGAGCUUGUUGCAAAGAUUGUAGACACAGAAAAUCCACCAAGUCUCGAAGAAGCUGAAACAAUAUUCAUAGAAUUAAAAGUGACAUUUCCAAAUGAAUUUAAAGAGUUUAAUUUACCUGAUUUGGCACCGACUGUCAUAGCGCCACUUAUUAAUGCCAGUAUUAAAGACUGGAAGCCAUUAGAGGAACCGACCAAACAUUUAAAAAUAAUAAGAAAGUGGGCAGGUCUAUUAGAUUACUCAAAGUCAUCAGCAACAACAUUUUUCGAUCCAUAUGAAGCACUCGUUUGGUCAUGUAUUGUUCCUUACUUCCGACAAGCUGCAAACGAAUGGAAUCCAAAGAAUCAUUCACAAAUGGCAGCGUUGCUCGAUGCAUGGUCAGCGCUUAUGCCUGAAAGAUUACUUGAUAAUGUCCUUGAAUUAAUCGUUUUAAGUCGUUUGACACAAGCAGUCAAUGAAUGGGAUCCAUUAACGGAUAUAGUACCAAUUCAUGAAUGGAUACUUCCUUGGUCUGGAAUAUUAGGUGAAAAAAUGCAUGAAAAUGUCUACAAAACAAUUUGUGAUAAAUUAAGUAAAGCUUUUCGUGCUUGGCAUCCACAAGAUCGAUCAGCACUAGCUAUGAUAAGACCCUGGAAGAAUGUAUUUAAGGAUGAAGACUUGCAGAUAUUUUUACAUAAGAAUGUGGUUCCAAAAUUGGAGUUUCGUAUGAAUGAAAUUAUAAUCGAUCCACGUCAACAAGAUUUGGAAGUUUUUAAGCAAGUCUACGACUGGAAUGAACUUUUAACAACUCAAGUCAUGACAAACAUCUUAGACAAAUAUUUCUUUCCAAAAUGGAUACAAACUCUCGUUCUGUGGCUUAAUCAGUCACCUAAUUAUGAUGAAAUCUCGCGAUGGUAUAAAGACUGGCAGAGUCAAUUUAGUGAAGCUCUUCUAAAGCAGCCAAACAUUAAUGAACAUUUGAGACGAGCUCUUGACUUGAUGAAGCGUGCAACUGGCAAAUAUGUUCAAGAACCAGUAACUGUACAACCAUUGCCGUCAUUAAUGGAACUUAAUAUUAAGCCACCGUCAACAAUUAAUUUAGAAUUUAAGGAAAUUGUCUCACAAAAGUGUGCAGAACGAGGAAUUAUCUUCGCACCAAUGCCUGGACGACGAGAGAAUGGAAAGCAAGUUUAUAGACUUGGGAAAUUAUUUUGCUAUUUCGAUAAAUCAGUUUGCUGUGUUAGUCCUGAUCCUGGAAAAUCGUCGCAAUGGAUGCCGAUGUCGCUAAGUGUGAUUCUAGAGAAAGCUAAGUGAAUAGAUUUAGUCAUUGUUCUUGUGAAGUAUGUAAUCUUUGAUGAUUCUUUUCAAAUACAAAAAAACCGUUAAAAAUUUAAAAAGUUCUAUUCUGUCAGCAUAUUUUCAAAUGGUUUUUGGUUGUUAAUUUUCAAAUAGUUUUAAACCGUUAUUUCAAAAUGUGUCUUUUUCAGCAAAUUUGUGUCUAUUUAAGAUUAUAAACUUCACAAGAGCUAAACAGAAUGUGAUAAUUCAUG
Molecule: messenger RNA, 2680 nt
Organism: Chironomus riparius
Lineage: Eukaryota; Metazoa; Arthropoda; Insecta; Diptera; Chironomidae
Source: the annotation of a GenBank genome assembly